UCUGAGACAGAUAACUUGAUGAACAAGCUUACUCCGAUUACAAACACGUGUCGCCGAAAAUAGGAAGGAUUAAAUCGCGUGAUCUUUAUUAUCCUACCCUUCUCCCCAAACAAAAAUUACGGCCAAUCCCUCUCUGCUCAGCGAACCCGUCGUCGAGAGGCCUCGAGGCUUGCCCCCUCGAGCUAGUGCCAUCGUCCACCAUGCUGGCACCCGUAUUGGCUACUGCGCUCACCGUUCUUCUCUUCAUCUACCUUUUCAUGCCCUCAUUAUGGCUUGCUAUCAUGGCCGUUGACGAAUCCUUCGACGUUCACGAUUCGAGUUUGGCUGCGGUGGCUGCUCGCAAUCCUUUCCGGGAGAGCGGACCGCCAGCCAACAUGGCCAAGUUGAUCUUACUGCGCCAUAAGAUCCAGACCAGCAAUCGUAAACGACGCAGUGUCUCACAGACGCGUCAAACAUCACGAUCCUACUCCAUCCCUACCAGACCAAAACCUUCUUGGAUUCGCUUUAGGAGACCUUUUGGUGGAAAGCAACAUUUUUAAUUUCACUUUGCGAUUGUGUUGGACCGCGGUGUGAUUCUGUCCCUCCUCCGCUCUAUUUUACCCCCCUUCACGACCAUUUUUACCCUAUGUACAACAACAUACCUUGCUUACCUUCAUUGCCCAUCCCUUUCUUUGU
Desarmillaria tabescens is the source of this 675-nucleotide messenger RNA. RefSeq lists its product as uncharacterized. Bases 201 to 539 code for a protein of 112 amino acids. The transcript has 3 exons. NCBI's taxonomy places the organism in Eukaryota, Fungi, Basidiomycota, Agaricomycetes, Agaricales, Physalacriaceae. The record is from RefSeq and is a predicted model, not a curated record.